AUGUUGGUAAGCCACGUCUUAGCCUACGAGAAUGUAUACGACAGAGGUUUUCUUGGUCUUUGUCAUAGCAUAGGUAUAGAAUUGGUGGCCUUGCUUGGUGUUGAUAUACGUAUUAGGAAGUGUGAUGCUGACCCAGAAGCCUUAGCCAAGUACUGCCUUGCUUUAGUUCGUAAGGACCGCCCCAUUUCAGAGCUGAAGGCUGGCAUGAUUGAGCAGCUCGAUGUUUUUCUUCAGAGCAAUACCAAGUCAUUCGUUGAUAAGUUUCUACAAGUAACAACCACACGAUCCUACAUACCAAAGAGCUCCAGUUCAUCACUGUCGUCGUCUACUGGGCCAUUUUCGACAGACCCUUCCUCUCCUAGUCUGAAUAAUAAUAGUGACUCCGGCCCACCGCCCUUGCCCCCAACCCCAGUUUCAAAGCAGUCAUCAGGCCACUCUCCUGAUUCAACCACCCCCCCAAACGCAGUUCCUCCUCCUGCUACCUCCUCAUCUACGGGCAUGCAGCCUGCCCCACACCACACUCCAAGUUCUGCUGCUGCCCCUCCUCCUCCACCACCCCUGAGUCGCUCCACCCCACCUGUCCCAGCAUCUGUCAUCACUCGUAAAGAGGAAGUGUCCUCUUCACAGAGAUCCAGAAAGUCAGAAUCUGAUCGAGAUCGUGAUGACAGGCGGGGAAGACGAAGGUCACCAUCACGAGGAAGAUCCAGGUCUCGUUCACGUUCCAGAUCAAGGAGUAGAGACAGGUCAAGGAGAUCACGUUCCAGAGGUCGCUCCGGGCGCAGUAAAUAUGAGGACAGGAGGAGAAGAUCACCACCAACAAAAGGCCUUCUGAUUGAUGGGACUGUCUUUACAAACAGAUAUCGUAGGUCAAGAACUCGCUCACGUACUCGAAGUCCAAGACGGUCAAGAAGUCCACGACGCUCCAGGUCAAGAGAGAGAAGAUCAAGGUCUAGAAACAGGUCUCGCACUAUCAGUCCAAGAAACAACAGGACAUCAGGCCGUGGGAGAUCACCACCUCCAACCCCACGGUCACCGACACCCCCAAGGAAAUCAAAAUCAUUGCCAGAGGUGUGUACUGAGAUGUUCACAUUAAACAUUGUUUCAUGUACUCGUAUAGUGGAGUUGGUUAUUAUUGCAUUUACAGAUGAGAAAAGAGAAAGUCCACAUGGAACCUCACCUGUUGCUGAGGUGAGGCCAGAACCAAGGAGCGAUCCAAGUUCUGUUAUCCAGAGUGUCAUCGCUGUGAAGCAUACAGACUUUGUGGCACCACCACCAACGGGCAAGAAACAAAGGUGUCGUGAUUAUGAUGAGAAAGGUUAUUGUAUGCGUGGUGACAUGUGUCCCUUCGACCAUGGCUCAGACCCAGUGGUGCUCGAGGGUAUUGGGGGAGUGCUGGACUUUCCUCCACCUCCAGUGCCAGGUGCCCAAGGGUACACCCCGGCACCAGCUCCACCACAGGGGGUGCCUAGACCUAGGCAUCCUCCCCCAAGACAUCCACAGUAUGGUAAGACAAUUGGUGAGUAUACCCCCCGUGACCCAAGCCUGUGGGGUGGCCAGGUCAACAACAGUACAGGACCUUACUACGGAGCCAGUGGUCAGGGAAGAGGGACAAGCGGCGGGGGGCCUCGUUUCUCGGCACCUCCACCACCUCUUCCCGGUGGCACAUCUAGGGAACUCAUCAGUGUGCCUGUCAAUAAUGAGGCAUCCAUGGUGUCAAGUGGGGGAGUAAGACCGUCUCUAGCCAAGCGCUUGGGCCCAGCAGUUCCUCCAGCAAACAACGUCAUGCCCAUGGCCUCAAAGCCAGGGCGUCCUGACCUUGACAAUUGUACCCUCGAGCUGAAAAAAAUACCUCCAGGAUUGAACACCAUUUCUCACCUGAAUGACCAUUUUGCAAAGUUUGGCACAAUUGUUAAUAUUCAGGUUCAAAAUGAAGGUAAUCCAGAGUCAGCGCUGGUCACAUUUGCAAGCCAUUCAGAAGCAAACGCAGCCUACCGCAGCACAGAGGCAGUGCUCAACAAUAGGUUUAUUAAGCUAUUUUGGCACAACCCACAGAAUAAACCAGAUCGUCCUGGAAGUUACCCGUCCCACACUGUCAGACCUGUGCAUGACAGACUGGGCGUCAGACACCCUAACAAAACCCUCAACAAGAUGGUGGUGGAACACACAAGUGAGGACAAAAAUGAAAAGGUGAUGAUCUCUCGAGGCAGCUUAGUCAAGACUGUUUACAACACUCAUGCCCUCCAUUCUGCUGCUGCUGCUACUGCUGUUGCCUCUUCAACUGCAGCUGGCCCAACAACUGGAGUUGUUACUCCCACCUCCCCUGUCAGUGGCCCUCCCUCUUUACCUGCCACAGCACCUGACUCGACGCAAACUGCUGCCGACAGUAAAAGACAAGAGAUUGAUGCAAUCCUAAAGCAGAGAGAAUUAUUAGCUGCAGAGGUUGCUGCUAAACAGAAGGUGGAAAAGCAGAAGGCAGAAGCUUUAAAGCUAAAGUCAGAGGUUGAGCAGAGGAAAAGAAUGCUGCUGGACAAACAGAUGCAGCAGCUCAAGGUACUUGUAACAAAAUUUGACAAAAACAAAGCCACCAUGAAAGCAGAAGAGAAAAAAUUACUCCUAGAAACUAUCAAAUCCUUGCAAGCAGCCAUUGACACAACAAGAUCACAACUCGUAGCAGGGGAGACGCCCAAAAGCAAAGUCCAAGUAGACAGAGAAAUACUUGACACUGAACUUGAGCUGUACACUGUCCAAGCAGAAGGCGGAGACAUUUCCAAACUCCGUGCACGACUCAACCAGCUGCGAGCACAGCAACAGGCAGCAGGAUACCCUGCCUCAAGAUCUGCAAGACAUGCUCCAUAUAGCACGGCAAGGGGAGGCCAUUAUGGUCGAGGGAGAGGAGUAACAAGCUUGGCCCGAGGAGGUUUAAGAGGAAGGGGCAGGGGCAGAGGGUACGGCGGGCACUCAUUUUCAUCCGUUGAUCGAAGAACCACCAAGAUCAAUGCCUCUGGAUUUGAACGUGAAGAUAAGGAGGAAGUGUUGGCUCACUUUUCGACCCUAGGCACUGUCUCCAAUUACAUCUGGGAUGAUCAGACUCCAGCUGUAACAAUUCAUUACUCUUCACGUCGAGAGGCAGAAAAGGCAAUGUCAGAGGGGAGAACCCUUGGCGAUCGGCUCCUGACCCUCACCUGGGCCUUUGAUUCCCCCCUGCCUGUCUCCUCACAGGCUGCGGGAGGAGUGGCUGGGGGACAUCAUGUGGCCGCACAUGCCUACUCCAAUGUUGCCCCACACUCCACCACUCCGUCUCUCUCACCGGAUGAUACACUAGAGGAAAUCACAGAGGAAAUAGUGGAAGAAGUGGAAACUGAAGAAGGGGAGCACCCUGAACUCUUUGAAGAGGAGGAAGAAGUGGAAGAGGAUGAGGAGGAAGUCAGAUCGUGGAGGAGGUAGAAUAGGUAGUAAAGAUGGUUAGCAAAAAAAGUAAUGAGGUGGAAGGCACAAAACGAGGAGUGAAAUGUAGCAUUAUUAUAUUGUAGUGUGUGCGUGUGGUGUGUGUAUGUUGGAGGACUCAUUUCAGUGAGGGUGAGAUGAGCCUGCUGAUCAUGUAUACCCUCCCUCCAUACCCCAUCGUUCAUCGCUCCUUGUGUAUAUCCACCCAUUUUCUCUCUCUCUGUUUUUUAAUUCCAUGACUUGGUCACCUUGCAUUCAUCAUAGUGUAAACAAACAAAUCAUGCUGCAUAGGUAAUUCAUCGCAUCACAUGAAGGAAAAAUCAUGUAUGUCAUGAGAUGAAGUGAUAUUUGGCACGUGAUAAUAAGGCAUUCUUUCAUGGGUUCAUCUGUGGUACAGUACUUUAAAUGUAGGCUUGUUAAGGUUUAAGACAUGAUAUGUAAUCAUUCUGAAUGGAUGUGGGAAUUGACCUCAAAGGAAUAUUAUUAACUGCUAUAUCUUUGACUUUGUUUAUUACAAUUAAAAUGUUGUGGAGGAAUUUACAGAAGGAUGAAUUAAUGGUAAUGUGAAUUACUUAAAAGAGAAUUUUCAGAAUUAUUCUAAUUAGUGACUUGAAAUAUAUGUGAACCUUAGAAUGUGUAUCUAAUAUUCACUCAGGUUCACUUAUGGGUUGGCUUUAAAAAAAAAAAGAUGAAUAUACAAAAUAAAAGUUUAAAUAUAUUUUUAUUACUUUGCUCUAAAGUCAUCGUGUUGAUAUUUUUUCCAAAUUCUUGAAAUAGUUUUUCUAUUAUGAACUUCUCCCCUUUCCCAAAAAAUGUGCAUGAUGACAGUCAUUAUUAGUUUAAGCUAUAGUUGUCAAGAUGUAUGUCAUGAGUUGAGAUGUGACUGAAACCAUUUGGUUAUAUACCUUUUCAAUGUUUAUUUAAUGUGUUCUUUGUUAUAUAAGAUCACUGUCUAUGAUUAAGAUGAUUAAAUAUUCUCUUUUUUAUAUUUGGUGUACUGUAAUACAGAAUACUAUUAUCUAUUCAGUUAGAUAUUGAAUGUACAAGCCUUUAUGUAUUUGAUUUAUUCUUAUUGGAAAAGUAUUAUCAAGUAUCAACCACAUAUAUUUUUGGAAAUGGGGGUGAGUGGGGUCCUUGUAAAAAGAAAAACAAGAAAAAAUUAUUAGCGAAACUUUGAUAACAAACAAAAACUGUUAAACCUUCCCUAUGUCUAUAGGUUUCAUUAAGAGUUUACUCUGUAUCCUCCCUGAAAAAGAAACCUUAAAAUUGGAAUGGGUGUGAUGUGCUCUUAUUAUUCACAGCACGUAGUUAUUUGAAGGGUAAUUUCUGUAACCCAUGUGCUUCAUGUAUGCUUUCAAGGUAGAUUCAUAUUCAAUCAAGUCAACCAUCUCACGUAAAAAAAUUAAGUAGCUGCUGAGGUAUAUUCUGACUGUAGGCCUUACUGAACUGCUAUCAGCUAAAUUGUCAGUGAAUACUCUGUCAGUUAGAAACUAUCAGUGUCAAGUAGAGUGGUUGGCUGGCCUUUCUUGUAUUAUAAAUGAAGUAUAUAGCAAGUUUAGGAAUAUCUAUAUAGCAGGGACAGUAUUUAUUUUAUUUUUGAUUGUUUAGAUUUUUUUGUAAAUAUAGUCUGGCCUUUUCCUUACAUGUUUUUUAUAGGAUUUGUUUCGUGAACAGUAACCAGCAAACUGCGGUUUCAGAAAUGAAGCUGGAUAUAGAGGCCAACAGAAGAGAAGAUCAUUGUUUGUUUUCCAUAAUUUUAAUUUUUUCCUAAUUUCCAGAAAGACCCUUUUUAUAUCUUCUAAACUUACGAUUAAAACAUGGGGUGAGCUAGCAAGGAAAAGCAGUGAUAUGCUUUGUGGUGAUGUUAGCUAUUAGCUUGUGAUACGUGAUUUCCUUUUAGGAUAUUAGGAAUAACAAUUACUGGAUUAAUAGAACAUCAACUGAA
Molecule: messenger RNA, 5389 nt
Organism: Penaeus vannamei (Pacific white shrimp)
Lineage: Eukaryota; Metazoa; Arthropoda; Malacostraca; Decapoda; Penaeidae
Source: RefSeq, a predicted model, not a curated record